ACAUGGUCCUAUAAUCUGAGAUUACUGGUGAAGUGAAGCUGUUCACAUGAUUAGAGAUUAGAGGAAGAGUCAUCAAACUCUUCCAGUGCUUCACAACAACACUCUCACAGACUGCUGAGACAAACAAACUUACGGCUCUUGCAUAUAGCGCUUUUACAACACCCGCAGCCUCAGAAAUACUUUGGUUUAUCUUGUAGCAGUUGGUCAGCCCAAUGGCUUUGCUGAAAUCCGGCUGGCUCUGGAGACAAUCUUCAGUCCUCAAACGCUGGAAACUGAACUGGUGUGACCUGUGGAUAGACGGGAGCUUCGUGUUUUAUAAAACUGAAAGCAGACGAGACUUUGAGACCAGAGUGAAUCUGAAGACCACCUGUGUUAAUGUCAAAUCUGGACUGGAGUGUGCAGGUGUGUGUCCACCUGAGACUCAUCCCAGAGAGAAUCUGCUGGUUGUUCAUUUGAGGGAUGGUUCAGUGCUGACCCUGUGUGCCAACAGUGAAGAUGAGGCCCUAGCCUGGAAACUAACUAUACUGGAGGCUAAGAGAAAUCCUGUUUUCACUUACAAUCCCUGUGAUGAUACGUACCAGACUGUUCCCAUUAACAGCCACAAUGCAGUGUACAUUAUGCCAGGAGAAGGAUGUGGAGGGACUCAGCAUGUGUGGGUGCACAGAGACACUUAUGACAACAACUUUGGAGAGCAGAUCGCACUCGGUCUCUUAGCUGGAAUGGCUGCAGGUGCAGCAAUGCGCUCACUUCUGUGGAUGCCCUUCUGGUUCUGUUAAUGACCAAUCAGACAUCAGAAUGAUCACCGGAGUACCAGCAGAGAGAACAAACCUCAGUGAUAGCAAACUAUUUUCUUCUUGCAUAUAAACAUGUAAAUAUUAGCAUAUACAGAAGCUGUGGCUGUUUUAAACUCAGUAUGGUUCAAGUGUCAGCUAAUGCAUACAUUUUGUUGUACAAUACCAAGCAUUCUGGGUAAAUUGCUCGGAAGCUUAGUUGAUACCCGAUAUAAUACAGUUAAACAAUGGCAAUAAUUCUGUUAGCACAAUAUGCAUAAUGAUUAAGCACACAACUAAGUACAAAAAAAAAUGUCUUUGCUGCUAUGAUUUUCUUUUGAGUAUGUAUUUAUGUUUGUCCAUGAUAUAUAUUCUUUUGCUCAGGGACGAAUUUUUAUUUAUACAUUUUCCAGGAAUAUUGUAAUUUUAAAUUACAUUAUGCAUGAGGUUUGUGAAUGACCAUCAGACCUUUGAUUGCUCUCCAAUUGUAAGACUCACUACUGUGACUUUCCUAGAAUAUGAUGAUUAAGUUAACUCACAAAUGAAAAUCAGGGUUUGGGAAAUGCCUUUGAAUUAUUGGGGACAGAGCAACGUAGAAAACUCUUUUGCAACCUAUACAACUUUCAAACUUUUAUGCAACACUUUAUUUAAAAUUAAAAGGGACACUACACUUAAAAAAAAAAAAUGCUCAUUUUCCAGAGUUAAACAUUUGAUUUUUACAGUUUUGCAAUCCAUUCAGCCGAUCUCCCGGUCUGGCGCUACCACUUUUAGCAUAGCUUAGCAUAAUCCAUUGCAUCUGAUUAGACCAUUAGCGUCACACUCAAA
Molecule: messenger RNA, 1595 nt
Organism: Misgurnus anguillicaudatus (oriental weatherfish)
Lineage: Eukaryota; Metazoa; Chordata; Actinopteri; Cypriniformes; Cobitidae
Gene: plekhb1
Product: pleckstrin homology domain containing B1
Biological process (GO): regulation of cell differentiation
Cellular component (GO): membrane
Source: RefSeq, a predicted model, not a curated record